AUGGAAAGAGAAUAUGAAAAACGAUUGGAGAAUAACGAAGAAAAAUUUGCAAAACAAAUUGUUGAUUUUGAAAGAAUUUGUAGGAAAAAAGAUGAGGAAAUUGAAGGUAAAAUUUCAAUUCUGAAGUUUUGAAAAAUAUACGGUUUUCAGGUCUUCAUAAUCAAUUAGAAAGAUUUGAAGGAAUUCAAAUCGCACUUGAACAAUCGGAGAAAAAUCAAUUAAUUGAUCAAGAACAUCGAGAAAGAUUAGAAAUCGAAGUAAAAAUGUUAUACAAGAAAAUGGAUGAAUUAGGCGAAGAAAAAACACAAUAUUGUGCAAAAUUGAAAAAUGAAAGAGACAGUUUGGAACAAUCUGUGACACAUCUCAAGUAAGAAUAAUAAAUGUGAUAAUUUAAAGAAUUUAAGUAUUUAGAAAACAGCUUGAAACAACUCCUGAUUCUUUGGCAGAGGUUACAAAACUAAGGAAAACUCUAAAAGAUAUGGUAAGAAUUUUUUUUGUUAAGUACUUGAUAUUUUUUUUUGCAGGAGCGGAAAAGUGCGAAAGAAAAAGAAAAAUAUCAAAGAGCUCUUUCGGAAAUGAAAACAGCUUUGACAAUAAUCGAAAAACAACAAAGAUCGACACAAAACAAAAUUCGCGAGAACUUUGGAAAUGUCACUUUUUAA
Messenger RNA from Caenorhabditis angaria, 662 nucleotides. The record is from the annotation of a GenBank genome assembly. Lineage: Eukaryota; Metazoa; Nematoda; Chromadorea; Rhabditida; Rhabditidae.